Molecule: messenger RNA, 243 nt
Organism: Lactuca virosa
Lineage: Eukaryota; Viridiplantae; Streptophyta; Magnoliopsida; Asterales; Asteraceae
Source: the annotation of a GenBank genome assembly
CCGUUAUCGUCCGUCCGCGUUGGUCUGUUAGCGGGAUCAAUGGGGACACGCGUCUGUUGUUCUUCGUUUGCGUCAACACUUCUUCCGAUUAACGCUCUCUAUCUUCCGAAGAAGAACACCGCCUUGUGUACUCUAUUAUACGCUACUUCAAACCACCGCUAUCGAUCACCUUCAACAAUCGGUCGUCGGAUUUUAUCUCAAGUUACACAUCUUCAACAAUCUUUAAGUCGUGCAUGGAGAUGA